AUGUGGAAUGGGGUGAUCGAGGAGGUUAUUUCAACAUCAUAUCAACCCAACGGACAUGAGCAGGAGCGCAAGAUGAGCAACCAGCAGGGAUUGUUAGUAGGCGGAGACACGUCGCGGACAGCGCAGCAGGUGCAAGCAGCGUUGGAGAGAUUUUUUAUCAUGAAUGAAGAGUACAACAAAGUAAUUUGCAUUGGCGAAGGGUGCAGGAAGGCAAUCAAAGCACAGGCGGUCCAAAGGCAUUUGCAGAGGAGACACAACGUGGAAGGGGUUUUGUCGAAGAGGAUUGCGGACGUGAUUGGUGAAGAAGUGGGAUGGCGUUGGAGACCGAGUAAUAAGAGAUUACCAGUGAAUGGUUUGGGCCCGCAGAAAGGGUUGGAGGUGUUCAAGAGGUUUCAGUGCCGGUUUUGCAAUGAGUUACCGGCGAGGACGGUGGAGGAAGUUGAACAUCAUUUGUAUGAGAUGCAUAGGGAGACGGAGGGUCACAUAUGGGAUGAAGUGCCGGGAAUAGUGGAGGUGGCAGAGGAGGCGGCGCCGGCAGAGAAGGAUGCGGUGGAAGAGGCGGCACCGGCAGAGGAGACAGCGAUGGAUGAUGCAGCAGCAGAGGAGGCAGCGAUGGAUGAUGCAGCAGCAGAGGAGGCAGCGAUGGAUGAUGCAGCAGCAGAGGAGGACACAGCGAGAGAGAUGGAUCCGAAGAAAAUUCCAGAUGAUGUUACAGAGGAUAGCGAAAGUUGGAGUGAAGAGGAGGGUCAAGAAGAGGGGGAGGGGUGCAAGGAGAAGGAAAAUUUCGAAGGGUGGGAAGGGGAUUGUUUUGGGUGGAGGUGGAGGGAGGCCGAACAAGCGGGAUGGGAUGAAAUGGCCGAGGAUUGGGUAGUUAUGUAUUAG
Molecule: messenger RNA, 882 nt
Organism: Pseudogymnoascus verrucosus
Lineage: Eukaryota; Fungi; Ascomycota; Leotiomycetes; Thelebolales; Thelebolaceae
Exons: 2
Coding region: 1-882 (293 amino acids)
Source: RefSeq, a predicted model, not a curated record